AUGGAGGAAGCGCGUGAACGCUUGGUCGAGAGGGUGCAGACCUUGAGCGACCUGGAGCUUGCUGUGCUCGUCUGCCUCGUUGCUGAGCAGCACUGCAUCAUCCAGACCGAAGGGCAACUGCUCGACAAUGUAGAAGAAGAGUUAAAGCUAGUGGCCACUGAUGUGUUUGGUCUCACGUGGGCUGUGCUGGAGUGCAAUAAGCAGACCACACUCGACGACUUCGGCUGCGGCAUUCUCGUCAAAGAUGAGACAGAUGACUACUUCAACAGCAAGACCGAAGCUAGCAACGUCAAGUUCGCGUCACUUUCCGGAUCACCAAAGCGACCUCAUCGUCGCAUCUCCAGAACGCCCAGUGCUUUCGCACAGCUUGACAGUGGAAGAAUCGCAAACAUCGUCGUUGCGAAGAACCUGGAUCGAGCGAACUCUCAAGUCCAGAUCCAGGCCCUCGAGAAUGAUCAGUUCUUCAUCUCGCACAAGCACUACUUCGGAGACGGCCUGCCAAACAUCGAAGAGCAACACGAGAAGGCACAAGCUCUCCAAGAUGAUCGGUCGACUUCUUCCGUCAUUCAUACGCCUCCAUUCAUACUCGCGAAGCGAUCACCCCAGCCAGCUUUGUUCUCAGCAGAGGACCUUGCAACGUUCACUACUCGUAUGGCAAAUAUCAAGAUCAGUUCCGAGGUUCGUGCUACUCUUGCACCUCUUCACAAUCUGGACUACAUCUCGCCAUCGAUGGUCGCGCUUGCUGCUCGCAAAAUCUACCCACACCGCAUUAUCAUCACGGCACCAGAGAACGAACGCAGUAUGCAAUGGGGUAGCUCUCUUGAGGCUGUGAAGGCUGUUCUCGACGGUGUGACCGCUGACGACGUUGUGGAAGAAGUGCUGCAGUCUGUCGAAGUACCGUUAUAA
This is a messenger RNA of Macroventuria anomochaeta, 906 nucleotides long. RefSeq lists its product as uncharacterized. The record is from RefSeq and is a predicted model, not a curated record. The coding region runs from base 1 to 906 and encodes 301 amino acids. NCBI's taxonomy places the organism in Eukaryota, Fungi, Ascomycota, Dothideomycetes, Pleosporales, Didymellaceae. The transcript is spliced from 6 exons.